Molecule: messenger RNA, 530 nt
Organism: Galeopterus variegatus (Sunda flying lemur)
Lineage: Eukaryota; Metazoa; Chordata; Mammalia; Dermoptera; Cynocephalidae
Product: coiled-coil and C2 domain-containing protein 2A-like
Exons: 5
Source: RefSeq, a predicted model, not a curated record
AGAUUCUGGGGUUCAGCAAUGAACAAAAUACUGUUCCUGCCCUCUGUAACUGUAUUCUAAUGGGAACAGGUAGACACUAACAAAGCUGGAUUCCAACCAGGGUCAUCAAAUUCCAAGAGCACACUAAAGUCAUCGUCCUGGGGACAGAGGGGUCUGGCAUCCUUCCUUUUCUUCUGGUGCUCACUUCCACCAUGCCUGGGGUCUGCAAGUGUUCCUGGUGAAUGGAAAAUCUGCUCAGCUCCAGCACUUCACUAACCAUCGAGGAUCCAUCACAGCCAAAAUGAAUCCCAGGGAAGAAAAAGUAAAAAUAAUUACAGAGGAAUUCAUUGAAAAUGAUGAGGAUGCAGAUGUGGGAAGGCGGAGGAGGGAGAACUUGAAGUCUCGAAGACAACAAAGAAAGAAACAGCUGCUGACUUCUGGCCCUGAGGAAAUGGUGACGGAAAAAUCCCACCUUGGCAACCAGCCGGAGCCUGGGCAGGAAGAGCCCGAGACUCACCUCCUGAGUAAGACAGCCCGGCGGGGUGCUCGGA